Molecule: messenger RNA, 1424 nt
Organism: Neodiprion fabricii
Lineage: Eukaryota; Metazoa; Arthropoda; Insecta; Hymenoptera; Diprionidae
Gene: Sec61beta
Product: protein transport protein Sec61 subunit beta
Exons: 3
Coding region: 471-758 (95 amino acids)
Biological process (GO): intracellular protein transport
Cellular component (GO): Sec61 translocon complex
Source: RefSeq, a predicted model, not a curated record
GUGCUAAUGUUUCAAUCGUGGUUUCAACCAUCAAGAAUCUCUGUACAAAAAGCUUUACUGUUUGAAAAACUAUUCCAUACUACUGAAAUUCUGAAUAUAUAAAUAAUUUGCUAUUACGUUUCACAUCAUUUGCAUCUGGAAAAUCGCUGAUCGCAUGUGACAUUCGUGAAAUCAGCAUUUCAACAAACCGGGAUAUUUGUCAUUUUCGUGAAGCUCGUCACGUGGCUUCCCAUGAUGCACCGGGGCGCGUGUAUCGUAUCGUGACGUGUCGUCGUUCGGUCAGAUUCUCCGAGUUUACGUGGAAGAGUGUGUUAGCGGCGUCCGUUCCCGUCACUCGUUGUUAGCUAUCUGUCCGCGGUGCAGUUCGUCUGUAAUCGUCGUUAAAGAAUCCAUCUGCGCCCAUCCACUGGGUUUUGCUAAGAAGAACCUUUGACUUUACAUCAACUUCGUUACAGUCAAAAUCAAACAAAAUGCCUGCAGCUCCAAGUUCCACAUCUGUUGGGGCAGGAGGACGAUCCCCUAGCAAAGUAGUUGCUCCAAGAGCCAGUGGUGGAGGCACAGUUAGACAGCGAAAAACAGCUCCGGCUACCUCAGCCAGAAAUCGCAACACCGGCACGAGCUCUGGUGGCAUGUGGAGGUUUUACACCGAUGAUUCUCCUGGCAUUAAAGUUGGACCUGUACCAGUGUUAGUGAUGUCUCUUCUGUUCAUCGCAUCUGUUUUUAUGCUCCAUAUUUGGGGAAAAUACACUCGCUCCUAAUUAUCCUAAAUAAUGACGUGCAAAUUAAAAAUUAAACUGAGAUAAGACAUGAACUAUGCCCUGUGUGAUUUGUGCAUAAUGAGUAAUCGUUACCUAUAUCAUAAUGUACGGAGCAAGGAAGAACACUUUUUCAAAAAAAAAAUUCAAAAUCAAUCACACACGUACAGAAUCUAAACAAAAAGAACUGUGCCCUCCAAUGGACAACGUCAAAUGUACGAAUGCAAUAUAAACUUCCAUUGUCAAACGUGACUAAAGCGAUAUAUUUAUUACACAUGUAGCGCACAACGGCGAUCCCUUGUCAUUGGCUUGCUGUGUGAAAUGAAAAUUAAAAAAAAUUAUUGUAUUAGGCUCUCAAACACAUUUACGAUAUUAUAGAGAGAGCAGUUAUAUACUGUCUCAAAUGUCAUUCCAAUGAUUUUACACGAAAAUUUCAGCUUCCCAAUUCAACAUACCAUGUAAAAUAUUAUACAAAUAAUGAAAUAUGCGUCUAAAUUACGAGUAUGAAGAUCGCCUCAUGUAUGGAAACUUAAGAAUAAUUCAACAAACUAAUCGUUCGUAACUGGCGAGAAUUUCUCGUUUCACUUGUACCGAUUGAUAAUGAUGAUUAAUUUAUUUUAUACGUAAAAUGAAAACGGUGGUAAUAAAUAUCAAAUAUAUUGUUGCAGA